CUCCUUUAAAGCGGCCUUGGGUCCAGAGCAGUGUGAGUGCUCAGGGCAGAAGCCAUGGCUCCUGGAUUCCACUUCUGGGUCCUGGUCUGCUGGUUGGUGCUAACUAUGGCAGAAGGACAAGAUGUCGUCACCCCUCCAAAUAACGUGAACCCUACAGACUGCCAGAUCUUCACACUCACCCCUCCGCCGCCCUCCACAAGGAAGCCUACGGUAACCAGGGUCCAAGCCAACCCGAGGACACCCGGGUGGGUAUGGCUUUAUUUUCCGCCAAGAAGGCCGGGCUUCUACCCGAGGCUUCCUAACGGACCUUUCCUCCUUCCAAACUACAACCACCGCUUCCCAUUCCGUCCUUUCUUCCCGCCACGAGGUGGACCGAAUGCUGGGAGGUACUUCCUCGGAGGACUGCUCCAGAGUAGAAGCUCAUCUGAGGAAAGCAUAGAGAAGUGAGAAGCCCAAACACACUCAACGGAAGACCCGGCGCCACUAGAAAAGACAAUAAAAUCGUUUCUCUCUCCAGUCUACAAUCACCGCGUUAAAAAACUAAGCACCCUCAGUGCCAUUCACUAGAUUGCUGUGGGUUUUGUUGUUGUUGUUGUUGUUGUUGUUGUUGUUUGGUCAACAAUGAAGAGAUCGGAUUACACAUUUUUGUUUACAAAACCUGGCAGUAACUGAUUCAUUCUUACCCCCACAGGAUAUUAAUGCAAAUAAAAUCUAAAGAUGGGCUGUUCCAAUAA
Messenger RNA from Peromyscus leucopus (white-footed mouse), 734 nucleotides. It is a transcript of the gene Odaph, whose product is annotated as odontogenesis associated phosphoprotein. The record is from RefSeq and is a predicted model, not a curated record. Lineage: Eukaryota; Metazoa; Chordata; Mammalia; Rodentia; Cricetidae. Gene Ontology annotation, biological process: positive regulation of enamel mineralization. The transcript is spliced from 2 exons. Bases 55 to 447 code for a protein of 130 amino acids.